AUGAACAUAGUCCAAUCUGGACAAACUCCUCACAUAACCACACCCUCAUCAAAACUAACCGCACUAUCACCAGGACUCCUAUUCCUCGGUAUGCCAUAUGGUACCGACGCCAUACAAUUCAAUGCCCAUAGAAUCUAUGGGUCCAUCCGUCUAGCCAUGAUGUUCUACGGUUUCGAAUGGCUGGCAACGUAUUCCGGAGAGAAUUCUGAAUCAUUUGACCUCAAUUCCGCACGACUACAUUUCAAAGGAGUUUUCGGACUGACACAGUACACCAUGGUACUCAGGAAACUUUGA
Molecule: messenger RNA, 294 nt
Organism: Caenorhabditis briggsae
Lineage: Eukaryota; Metazoa; Nematoda; Chromadorea; Rhabditida; Rhabditidae
Exons: 3
Coding region: 1-294 (97 amino acids)
Source: RefSeq, a predicted model, not a curated record